This is a messenger RNA of Durotheca rogersii, 1267 nucleotides long. Its product is annotated as phytanoyl-CoA dioxygenase. Bases 244 to 1200 code for a protein of 318 amino acids. The transcript has 2 exons. The record is from RefSeq and is a predicted model, not a curated record. NCBI's taxonomy places the organism in Eukaryota, Fungi, Ascomycota, Sordariomycetes, Xylariales, Xylariaceae.
AACCUGCUUCAGAAUAGGCGGUUGCAUUUCCCCGUCUUGUCCUCUUCUCGGCCUCUCCAUCCCUCGGCUUUCCCAUCCGAGAGGGCUUGUCACAAGACCCUCCCCACACGCUUCGCCCUCCCCCUUUUCCCACCUAUCCACGCCAUACCCCUCCCCCCCCCCCUUCCGGUCAGCAGUGCUCUCUCAGCACACCCACACGCAGGACCACUGGUCGGCUGUUACCGCGCACACUCACCCCGCAGAAUGCCCGCAGCCACCACUACCGCUGCCGAGGCACGCGACCAGUCGCUGAGCGCGCAGCUAGAGCGGGACGGCUUCGUGGUCGUGCGCUCGAUCCUGAGCCCCGCGCAGCUCUCGUCGCUCCGCGCCGCCGCCGAGCGCACCGCCGCCCUCGCCCGCUCCGGCGCCUGGCCCCACGUCCGCACCGUCGGCAAGCAGUUCCCGCCCUGGACCUGGGCCCCGGGCGUCGGCAUCUGGGGGGUCCAGCACCUGCUGAACCCGGCGCUGCCGGACGCGCCCGUCUUCGCCGCGAGCUACUUCGGCGACGAGAUCCUCGGCGUCGCCCGGCAGCUGCUCGCGCCGCGCCGCGACGGCCCCGGCCCCGACGCCGCUGCCGCUGCCGCUGCCGCUGCGCGCGACGACGAGCUCGUCAUGGAGCUCUACAACCUGCUCGUGCGGCCCGACGGCGCCGGCUUCGAGCUGCGCUGGCACCGCGACGACAUCGCGGCGUCGGCGACGGCCGACGAGGAGCUCGCUCGCCUGCGCGAGCCCGCCUGGCACGCGCAGUGGAACCUCGCGCUCUGCGACGGCGACGCGUCGCUCGUCGUCGUGCCCGGGUCGCACGCGCGCGCCCGCACCGACGCCGAGCGCGCCGCCCCGCCCUACGACCCCCGCCUCCCCGGCCAGCUCCCCGUCCGCCUCGACGCCGGCGACGUCGUCUUCUACGACAACAACAUCCUCCACUGCGGCCGCUACGACGCCCGCCGCGAGCGCCUCAGCCUCCACGGCUCCGUCGGCCACGUCGCCGGCGGCCGCCUGCGCGCCCGGAACGUGCUGCAGCAUGGGGUUGGGGACUGGGUGGAUCAAUGCGAUUUCAGCAGCUUGGAUGAGAAACUGCGCGUCAGGGCGGAGGGGAUGCGCGCACGGCUGGUCAAGCUGGGAAGGGAGAGCGGUGACGUGGGAUUCUCCCUAACUGAAUAAUAAUAUCACGACAAGCACGAGGCUACCGAGGACGAAGAUCACGAUUGGAGGGAUGGCGCGACAUAAA